Molecule: messenger RNA, 1550 nt
Organism: Nomascus leucogenys (northern white-cheeked gibbon)
Lineage: Eukaryota; Metazoa; Chordata; Mammalia; Primates; Hylobatidae
Gene: CIDEA
Product: cell death inducing DFFA like effector a
Exons: 5
Coding region: 18-1226 (402 amino acids)
Biological process (GO): regulation of apoptotic process; lipid storage; apoptotic process
Cellular component (GO): lipid droplet
Source: RefSeq, a predicted model, not a curated record
GCGAGGGGAUCCGCGCCAUGGAGGCCGCCCGGGACUAUGCAGGAGCCCUCAUCAGGCGAGUGCCCCCGCAUCCCCCUGAGCCCCGCAUUCCCGUGCGCUUCCGAUUGCCUUGCGUUCCGUGCCCUCAUAUUCCCCUGUGCGCCUCUCCUACCGUACGUACCCCGCUCCCCUCACCCCCCAGCUCCCCGCAUUCUCUUGCCCUCCACGAUCCCGCGCACACACCCAUCCGCCCCACUGGUGCCCAAGCCGUCCAGCCGCGCCUGUGGGCAGAGACCAAGCCCGUCCCGCGCCUCCUCACCCUCCUGCAGCUGGGCGAGGUACCAGGUGUGGCUCUCGCGAGGUGCGCGGGCGUCUGCAGACCAGGUGACAGUGACAGCUGGCGAGUGGCUGCAUAUCUGGCCGCUGCUGCAGUCGCGGGCGCAGAAGAGAGUCCGGUCCCAGGAACCCCGAGCAAAGCUUCCACGGUGCGAGGGGACCGGGCUUCUGGGGGUCCUGGAAAUCGCAACGGGAGCUGGGCGCGGGAGGGGCGCAGGCUUGGCCCCUCCUGGAAGCGCGGGCUCUGGUCUCCGAGGGGAGGCCCGGACCGUCCGGCGGAGCCCGCCAGGCCCCUGACAUUUAUGGGAUCACAGACUAAGCGAGUCCUGCUCACCCCGCUCAUGCAUCCAGCUCGCCCUUUCCGGGUCUCCAACCAUGACAGGAGCAGCCGGCGUGGGGUGAUGGCAAGCAGCCUGCAGGAGCUCAUCAGCAAGACUCUGGAUGCCCUCGUCAUCACCACCGGACUGGUCACUCUGGUGCUGGAGGAAGAUGGCACCGUGGUGGACACAGAAGAGUUCUUUCAGACCUUGAGAGACAACACGCAUUUCAUGAUCUUGGAAAAAGGACAGAAGUGGAUACCGGGCAGCCAGCACGUCCCCACUUGCUCGCCGCCAAAGAGGUCGGGAAUAGCAAGAGUCACCUUCAACUUGUACAGGCUGAACCCCAAGGACUUCAUCGGCUGCCUUAACGUGAAGGCCACCAUGUAUGAGAUGUACUCCGUGUCCUACGACAUCCGGUGCACGGGACUCAAGGGCCUGCUGAGGAGCCUGCUGCGGUUCCUGUCCUACUCCGCCCAGGUGACGGGACAGUUUCUCAUCUAUAUGGGCACGUACAUGCUCCGGGUGCUGGAUGACAAGGAAGAGCGGCCAUCCCUCCGGUCACAAGCCAAGGGCCGGUUCACUUGUGGAUAGGGAUGCAGGCUGUCGCCGGCUCUUGAGCCAAACACUGUGUUUUGUUUGGCUCAAUGACGAACGUUGAAGAUGCUUUUAUGUUCUGAGCCACACGCACUUGUAGGCCGCUGGUCACGCUGCUCAAGAGCGGUGCCCAGGAAAGGAAAGGGCUUGGUGGUACAUGAAGUGGGGGCAGUGGGCAGGGUGACCUGGGGGGAGGCAUAGAGGGCCCCGGGGGUCAUGGGAAGCGACCACGCAGCAGGCGUGCCCAGGAGCGUGUGCAUGUGUCAGAGCCAUUUGGUCCAUCAUCUUCUGCAAUAAACCCAUCGCAAGAAUGACCUUCAA